Messenger RNA from Phodopus roborovskii (desert hamster), 1562 nucleotides. RefSeq names its product mitochondrial fission factor (gene Mff). The transcript has 12 exons. Gene Ontology annotation, cellular component: peroxisome; mitochondrial outer membrane. The record is from RefSeq and is a predicted model, not a curated record. Gene Ontology annotation, biological process: positive regulation of mitochondrial fission. Bases 436 to 1497 code for a protein of 353 amino acids. NCBI's taxonomy places the organism in Eukaryota, Metazoa, Chordata, Mammalia, Rodentia, Cricetidae.
UCCGCUACGGCUGCUGGAAGGGGCCAGUCCUGGACGUUCUCGCGUCUGUCCCGGCCCGCCGCGGCCUCUCCGCCGCUCCUUUGCCCGGGCGCCUUGGUGCGCUCGGCCAACGGCCUCUGCGAGCGCCCGCCCGAGCGCCCCGGAGCCGGCGGGCGGCGGCCCCCUCCAGGGACCCUCCAGCGGGCCCAGGGGACAGAAGUGGCUCUCAAUCUAGCACAUGCGCAUUGGAGCAGUGUAAGGGUUUACUAUGAAGCACAGAAGCAGAUAGUGCCAAAUAGCAAGCCGCUGCUUCACAUUUCUGGAAAAGCAGUGUCCGUGUUGUUAUGUACACCUCCAAAAACAGUUCAGAUCUGUAGGGAAGUUGUUGUAUAAAGUAAACAACUACAGGGUAGCAGUAUUUAAUAGCUAUUGUAGACGUGUAUUUGCUCUAUUAAAAUGAAUAAGAGAACGGGCAGUGACACAUCACUAGGAAGGGUGAGUGGGGCAGCAUUUCCUUCUCCCACUGCUGCUGAGAUGGCAGAAAUCAGUCGAAUUCAGUAUGAAAUGGAAUACACCGAAGGUAUUAGUCAGCGAAUGAGGGUCCCAGAAAAAUUAAAAGUAGCACCACCAAAUGCUGACCUGGACCAAGGGUUCCAAGAAGGAGUUCCGAAUACCAGUGUGAUAAUGCAAGUCCCAGAGAGGAUCGUUGUUACAGGAAAUAAUGAAGACAUUUCAUUUUCAAGACCAGCGGAUCUUGACCUUAUCCAGUCCACUCCCUUUAAACCUCUGGCACUGAAAACACCACCACGUGUGCUCACCCUGAGUGAAAGACCACUAGAUUUUCUGGAUUUAGAAAGACCACCUCCAACUCCUCAAAACGAAGAAAUCCGAGCAGUUGGCAGGCUAAAAAGAGAGCGUUCCAUGAGUGAAAAUGCUGUUCGCCAGAAUGGACAAUUGGUCAGAAAUGAUUCCAUGUGGCACAGAUCAGAUUCUGCCCCAAGAAAUAAAAUUUCAAGGUUCCAGGCAUCGAUUUCUGCACCGGAGUACACUGUGACACCAUCGCCACCACAGGCUCGGGUCUGUCCUCCCCAUAUGCUACCUGAAGAUGGAGCUAGUCUUUCCUCUGCCCGUGGCAUUUUGUCGCUUAUCCAGUCUUCCACCCGUAGGGCUUACCAGCAGAUCUUGGAUGUGCUGGAUGAAAAUCGCAGUGUGAGAAGACAAAAUGAGAUACGUUGUGAAAGACCUGUGUUGCGUGGUGGGUCAGCUGCCGCCACUUCUAAUCCUCAUCAUGACAACGUCAGGUAUGGCAUUUCAAACAUAGAUGCAGCCAUUGAAGGAGCGUCCGAUGACAUGACUGUGGUAGAUGCAGCUUCACUAAGACGUCAGAUAAUCAAAUUAAAUAGACGUCUGCAACUUCUAGAAGAGGAGAAUAAAGAACGUGCUAAAAGAGAAAUGGUCAUGUAUUCAAUUACUGUAGCAUUCUGGCUGCUUAAUAGCUGGCUCUGGUUUCGACGCUAGAGGUAACCUCAGCAUUCACAUAUAUUGUCUCAACACCUGGAAAUAUAAAGGAUUUGCAAACUUCA